AUGGGAUUAUAAGUAAAGUAUUAAUUGAAUCAAUAAUAAUUAGUUUCAUUUAGGAUAAAUUUGGGACUUUGGAAUCUACACAUAUGAUACUUAUUUCAUUGUCAAUCUAUUGAGUAAUAUAUUCAACAUUUUAAUGGUUGUAAGUGGAUUGGUAUUAUGAUUAUAAUUGUAGAUCUUUAUUGUAGUUAAAGGAAGUAAGGUUCUAGAUUUUGUAUUCUCUAUAUAACUAUGGCAUUUCUUUAUUUGUUGUGUUUUGA
Messenger RNA from Paramecium primaurelia, 257 nucleotides. NCBI's taxonomy places the organism in Eukaryota, Ciliophora, Oligohymenophorea, Peniculida, Parameciidae. The record is from the annotation of a GenBank genome assembly.